AUGUGCACGGAAUUUGGUGCGAUCACUGGAGUAUUCCAGCCCGACAGUAUUACUCAAGAAUAUAUUUCUCGACGUCGAAGAAAAGUAAACAAGGUGAACUCGAUCUACUUUCAGCUGGACGAAGACGCAGAAGCAGACUAUGCAGGCAGAUUUACCAUCGAUCUUUCAAAAGUUGAGCCAUCGAUUGCUGUUCAUCCCAAGCCAGAUAAUGUGGUUCCUGUAUCCGAGAAAGCAGGGAUGCAUCUUGAUGGGGUUUUCAUUGGUGCUUGCACAACAACCGAAGAAGGGCUUGUUCUUGCUGGUCUAGUUUUGAAAGCUGGGCUGGAACAGAAGCUUCCUCUGGCCAAAGGGGGGAGACAUUGCGUCCCAGGAUCUUUACCAAUUGUCGAGAAAUUGAAAGAACUCGGCUUGUUGGAGAUUUACGAAGCUGCAGGGUUCAUGAGGGGACCUCCUGGUUGCUCAUUCUGUGUGGGGUUGUCUGCCGAGAAGGCUGCAGCAGGUGAGACUUGGUUGAGCUCUCAGAACAGGAAUUUCAAGAAUCGCAUGGGACCAGGUCCACCAAAAGCAGGGCACGGAGAAAGCAAGGAGCAGCCAACAGAACUUGGAGUUAUUGAAAGUAAAGUUGUUACACUAGGCGAUUUCAUUGAUACAGAUGCAGCAAGUUUGACAGACUCGCUUCUUGCUCUUGCACCAGGUCCUACUCUAACCACAUGUGUCACUGAUGAGGAUUUUGGAAAGCAUGUCCUCGAGCAUACCUAUCCGGAGUUCAGGACAGCAGUGCGCAAUGGGAGUCAAGUCGUGGUAGCUGGAAAUGCCUUUGGCGUCGGAUCAUCACGGGAAGUAGCGGUUUUUGCCCUCAAGGGAGCCGGAGUCAAAGCUGUCAUAGCACGUUCGUUCGCAUUCAUCUACGGCCGCAACCAACCCAGCCUGGGCAUGCUUGGUAUCACAAUUGCGGACGAGGAAUUCUUUGCCUUGGCAAAAGACGGCGUCGAGAUUAUUAUUGAUGUCCCUCAACGCCAAAUUCGUAUCCAGGAGCGAAAGUUCGCUUUCAAGUUGUCGGAGAUCGAGUACAAUCUGACCAAAAACAAUGGAAUCUCUGAGACGUAUAGAUUGUAUGGUAAAUCCAUAUGGGAGUAG
Molecule: messenger RNA, 1137 nt
Organism: Cadophora gregata
Lineage: Eukaryota; Fungi; Ascomycota; Leotiomycetes; Helotiales; Ploettnerulaceae
Exons: 4
Coding region: 1-1137 (378 amino acids)
Source: RefSeq, a predicted model, not a curated record